This is a messenger RNA of Magallana angulata, 1755 nucleotides long. Its product is annotated as toll-like receptor 4. The transcript has a single exon. Lineage: Eukaryota; Metazoa; Mollusca; Bivalvia; Ostreida; Ostreidae. The record is from RefSeq and is a predicted model, not a curated record. Gene Ontology annotation, molecular function: protein binding. Bases 115 to 1755 code for a protein of 546 amino acids.
UUAAAUAAGGAAACAUGUGGGUACUUAAAUAAACACAUUGCUUAUCUCUUUAUUCUCGUAGAUAUGCCCGGAACAAAAUAGACAAAACUAAUCUUAAACCUGCAAUUUUACAGCAUGGGGAAAUACCUUUCUCUUGGACUUCUUCUCCUCAGCAUUGUGAGCAUGAUUCCAGAAGCUCGCAAUAAAGAAUCUAAAUGUAAAAUUCGAACUGAAAAGGAAGGAAUUAUCAUCGAUUGUUCUCGAUUGCAGUUAGAGAAUAUACCGAACAUAUGUGACCAUGAAAAUACUACAUCGAACCUUAAUGUGACAACGAGUGAAACUGUUUCUCCAGAAAAAAUAGUCAAACUUGAUUUAUCCCAUAAUGUGAUUCGUUCAACAGGAAAUAAUAGUUUCUACUGCCUAGUUAAUUUGCAGGAAUUGAAUCUUGAAGGUAAUAAAAUUGAACUUAAUCUUGAUAACUAUUACCCAGGUCUGUUUUUGCCUCUUGUAUCACUAGUUUGUUUAAACCUGAAGAAUAAUUCUCAGAACGGAACUGUUAAUGAUACAGUUUUCGUCGAGUUAAUAAAUCUACAAAAUCUUCAAAUUGACGCACCGAAAGGGAUUGUCUUUGGUAAGCGGUUUUCUAAUCUGAAAUCACUUGAAACAUUGAAUGUAUCCGGGAAAACUGGACAUUGUGAUUUAAAUCAAAUAGGACAUGAGACUUUUGAAAAUCUUCAACACAUACGCGUCUUGGAUCUCUCUGCAUGCAACAUCAAAUACGUAGAGAGUGGAUCAUUUGGCAUGAUGGACAAUUUGACGUUCCUUUCUUUGUCUUUCAAUAAAGAACUUGGUUUCCAGAGUCUACAAAAUGUGACAAAUGGUCUACAGGAUACCAACAUCAAAUUCCUUCAUUUAGAAAACAUCCGUUGUCUCGUGGGACCAGGCACAGAGCUGUGUGUUCCUCACUUGGCACCUCUAGCCAACACAUCUCUCAAAGAACUGAAUUUGGCGGGAAACCGACUGAAUUGGAUGGAGAAAAGUGUGCUCUCAAACCUCCCCAAAAGUCUCGAGAGAAUGUCCCUUGCCCACAACAGACUGUCGCUAGGCUGGUAUAGUUUCGAGUAUCGUCUGCUCAAAAAUUUGACAGUGUUCAAUAUAAGUUUUCAGUUAAACCCACCGAGCAUUGUGGACAAACUUACGGAAAGCUGUAACGAAAACCCGGAUUUUUACAGGUGUUCUGCUGCUUACUUUCCAAUGUUAAAUGCAUCGGAACAGCUGGACCAGUCUUUGCUGCAAGAUAAACGUAACGACAAGACUAUCAAAAAGAGACCCAAACCCACAAUUACAUUCUAUAUUCCACCGAAGCUUGAAACAGUGUACUGGACAUCGAGUCGUUUGUUUGGAACGCUCGGGUCUUUUGGGUUUUACCCAUCUUCCUUGAAACGUAUUUACAUGCAGAACAACAUUUGGUUCAACUGGAUUGGACCAGUUCAUGGAUUUGAAAAUGUCACAGAUAUUGACUUAUCUAGGAACUUUUGUGACAAUAUUUCCACAGAGUUUCUGUCAAAUUUUAUCAGUCUCAAAACAUUAAACAUCUCUGAAAACUUUCUUGGCAGAAGCCUGUCCCUGGAUUACUUAGGAAAGACGUUUAGAAAUUUAAAAAGUUUAGAAACGAUUGAUCUUUCCUUCAAUGUCAUCGAAUUUCUUCACCGCAACAUGUUUUUGAACUCUUCAAAACUUCAGCGUUUGGCCGUAGACAAUAAUAAGUUAUUUUAA